AGCCCGUCAGGCAACCAGCCAUAGCCGUUUCCAGUUUUCAAAGAUGGCGGAAGAGAAAAGCGAUGCAAUGUGCGACGAACGACUUCUUGAUGCCAUUUCAUCUGACAACGCGUCUUCUCCAGUUUCUUGCUCUGCGAGUGCGAAAUCUAAGACCGUAACGGAAAAGGUCAAAGUGAAGAAGAAGAAAAAAGUUCCGGGCGUCGUCUACUUGAGCUACAUCCCACCCAAGAUGAACGUCAAGACGGUGCGGAGCAUGCUGUCAAAGUACGGCGAACUGGGGCGCAUAUUCCUGCAACCAGAGAAAGAGCACGGCAAGCCACGAAACUUCGUCGAGGGCUGGGUCGAAUUUAUGGACAAGAAAAUGGCCAAACGCGUCGCCGCCACGUUGAACGGCGUCCAGGUAGGUGGGAAACGCCGUGCCGAAUAUUACCACAGUCUGUGGAGCAUCAAGUACCUGCAUCGGUUCCGGUGGACGCACCUAAACGAGCGGCUGGCGUACGAGAAAGCUGUGAGAGACCAGCGGCUGCGCACCGAGAUAGCGCAAGCCAAGCGAGAGUCCAACUUCUACAUAUCGGCCGUUCAGAAGAGCAAGCGCCUGCGACGUGAAGCCAAGGAAGGUGUGGAGGACGAUGACAGCUUGCGACGGUCCAUCGACGUCAGGCAGCGCGCUACCGACGAAGAGAUCGUCGCGAAGAGGGCGAAAAAGAAGGCUGAUGAUUCUUCGAAGCCCUCCGCCGACCUGAGCCUGCUGAAAAACAUUUUUGUGGGUGGUGCCGGCUUGGACGAUUCAGGAGACGAGCUUGAUACGUGACUCUGUUAUUUAACGAAUAAACAAGCUACGCGUGUUAA
Messenger RNA from Rhipicephalus microplus (southern cattle tick), 849 nucleotides. Its product is annotated as activator of basal transcription 1. Gene Ontology annotation, cellular component: nucleolus. Gene Ontology annotation, biological process: endonucleolytic cleavage to generate mature 5'-end of SSU-rRNA from (SSU-rRNA, 5.8S rRNA, LSU-rRNA); small-subunit processome assembly; endonucleolytic cleavage in ITS1 to separate SSU-rRNA from 5.8S rRNA and LSU-rRNA from tricistronic rRNA transcript (SSU-rRNA, 5.8S rRNA, LSU-rRNA). Gene Ontology annotation, molecular function: RNA binding. Lineage: Eukaryota; Metazoa; Arthropoda; Arachnida; Ixodida; Ixodidae. The record is from RefSeq and is a predicted model, not a curated record.